Molecule: messenger RNA, 1101 nt
Organism: Loa loa (African eye worm)
Lineage: Eukaryota; Metazoa; Nematoda; Chromadorea; Rhabditida; Onchocercidae
Exons: 9
Coding region: 1-1101 (366 amino acids)
Source: RefSeq, a predicted model, not a curated record
AUGGAUGGAAACACUGAAUAUGGACGCAGUAUUCGUGAUGAUUCCUCAAGCGUGCAUCCUAAACUGCGCGGUAAACGCAAAGCGACAGAUGAUCCCACCGGAGCGAGAGGGUCUUUGGAUUCGCCUCCUGCUUCAUCGUCGCUGCUAGCCCAGCUGCAUGCAUCUUCCUCGUCUUCGUCAUCAUCGCAACCACAGCAGCAGCAGCAAACAUAUGGAUCAGGUCCAACGGCAGCAGCGCCUCCGGGAAUGACACUACAGUUCGACACUCUUGCACUGAUGGAACAGUUGAAAAAACGCAAUUUAGGACUUGAAAUACCAACUAAUUUCACCGUGGAAUCAAUGAAUGAAACAACAGUCAAUUUGGAAGUGUGGAAAACAAGUCGUAUAUUGGCUCGUCCACCUGAUAUUGAAGGAUAUCUGCCAGCAUGCAUUAAAGGUGUCAGAGCAAACAAGGAUGUUACCGUACAGUUUGACAAUGGUAUUGAACACGUAUUCGAAGAUGUGAUAACAUCAUUGCGUGAAUAUCCUGACAUACUCGCCGAUCAAGCACCAAACCCUGAUUCGAUUAAUGUUGCGGACGUGGUUUGCGUGAAGUGGAAAAACGAUGAGAACAUAUAUCGUCUAGCUGAAGUGCUGAAAAAGACGACUUGGCCCAUAAUGUUCCAGAUGCGUCUACUUGUCGGUAUUUCAACCGAUUUUUGGUUUCACCGUGCAAGCAUACGGUUGUUACGUCCACCGUGGUACGAUGAGUUGAACGCCAUGGGCAGUUACAGUAAUUCGGUCGUCAAAAGCCGCUAUAGUGAUGCUGCAGAUUCAGACGAUGAACCGAUGAAAGAUGAUCAGAUUGACGGUACAUCUGAUGCGAACAAUUUUUCGGGUAAAUCAACGCCAAGGUCUGCUGUAGGAGCAACUGCUACGGAGCGAAUGUCCGCGCAAUUUUUUGGCCUAAUACCAAACCAAACGGUUUCUGGUAACGCGACAACUUUUGAUGAAGUCCAGCAAGUGCAAAAAUGUGCAGCAAGUCAAGCUGUCUCAGCAGCUUGCGCCGCUGUCGUGCAGGUGAAACUUCGUGUCAGUUGUAUGGAGCACACUAUCCUGUAG